AUGGCUGCGACGGUGAACGAAUCUGAAACCCUUUCGGAGGGAACCGCGCACAGCGCAGAGCAAGACAGUGCCACCUGGAAGACGUAUGUGGAAAGGAAAAGGAUUGUUAUGCAGUUCCUGCGCUACCACCUGAGCCUCCAGAACCUCCAGCACCACUGGAACAAAGUUGAGCUUCUGAAGAAGUGCUGCUUUUACUUGAAGGUUGAGCCCAAACACGUGAACGUGAGAGACCAGAACCAUGUGAUGCAUCGCACUGACAUCUUCCAACUAAUAGACUCCUGGAAAUUCCUGAAGCUGAAGAGGUUGGGGAAAAACCAGACUGAAAUCCAUCUGACACUUUCAACGGAGCUGUUAGAACAGCUGGAACAGGGUCGGGAGGAGCUGAGCUUUUAUGUAAAGAACUGUGACAUGAUAACUUUCCUCUCCCACUGGGACGUGAUUAUACAGAGACUUUCCAUGCUCUCCGAGUACAUGGAAACUCUCCUUUCCUUGGAAGUGCCAGGAAAGCUCUUUGUCAAGCACGAUUUGGUGUCACACACAGACCUAAGAGGUGCUAGACUCCCCAACAUUAAGCUUUCUCUCUAUACAAAGAUGCCACUGAUUUUCGAUCGAAAAGAAUCGUUUGCCCACAAGUACUGGGCCAACCUCAAGUGGUUUAGCAAAAGCCAAGAGUCACACCUCGAACUGUAUGAGCUGCACUUGAAGUUACUGACAAACGAGAGUCAGGCAGAGAUGGGAUACCGCAGGACUCAGCACGUCACCUCCAACACGUGUGUCGUCCGGGCCCUGCAGCCUGGCUGUUCCUACAAAUUCACAAUUAGAAGAUUGACCACUCCCACCCUCGUCCUUGAAAACUGGCACGACAGCAUUAUACUGAAGACAAAAUCUAAUACUGUUGAAGACGCGUAG
Molecule: messenger RNA, 909 nt
Organism: Eurypyga helias (sunbittern)
Lineage: Eukaryota; Metazoa; Chordata; Aves; Eurypygiformes; Eurypygidae
Gene: FNDC11
Product: chromosome unknown open reading frame, human C20orf195
Exons: 1
Coding region: 1-909 (302 amino acids)
Source: RefSeq, a predicted model, not a curated record